AUGCUCUCUGCUACUCGCCUGCGGAGCAACCUCUGCCAAUUCUCCCGCCACAAGCUUCCACCACACACGCGACCGUCGUACGCGAUCCCCACGCGCCUACACAGCACAGCUUCCACCCCGAACAACUUUCUGCCUACCUUCUUUACCCCGCUACAGCCACUGUUAAUCGACUUCUUCCGCCCCGCACUGCCCAGUAUGGCAACCGCGACCGUCGACGAGAGCCUUCGCACCUUCCUCAAGACCCACGCUCCGAACGAUGCCUUCGCGGAGACCGACGCCGUAAAGGCUUCUCAGGCUCUUUUCCCUUCUGUUACCUACACCGACGCCGAGAAAGCUGAGCUCAACCAAUGGCUAACCUCUGCCUCACACGUCGCCGCCGAGGGCGAGGAUGUCGCAAAGGCCUCCGAGCGUCUAUCUUCGCUGAACACCCACCUGGCUAGCCGGACUACGGUUCUCGGCGCGAAGCCCUCCGUCGCUGAUAUCGCCCUCUACCAGAAGCUCGCGCCCGUUGUAUCAAAUUGGAGUGCGGAGGAGAGGACUGGAGAGCAGGGAUACCACCAUAUCGUCCGCCAUGUCGACUUCGUGCAGAACUCUCCGCUCUUCGGUCUCAAGCUGGACAACAGAGUGAACAUUGACGUGGACAACGUAGUGUUCAAGAUCAAGCCCGUCGAUGCAAAGGCUGAGAAGGAGCGCAAGAAGAAGGAGAAGGAGGCCGCCGCCGCCAAUGCUGCAGCAUUAGGCAAUGCUACACCAACUACCCUGACUGGCGACCAGGCCGCCGGAGACAAAAAGAGCAAGAAGGAGAAGGCCAAGGACAAAGCACAGGCCGCCGGUGAAGCUGUGGCCUCCACUGUAACUGGCAAUGCUGGAGGAGCACCCGAGGGUGCCCCGACGCAGAAGAAGGAGAAGAAGCCGAAGCAGCCGAAACCCCAGAAGGCACCUCCAGCCGAGAAGCCUCUCUCGCCGUGCCUCAUCGACCUUCGCGUGGGACACAUCUUGAAGGCCGAGCGACACCCCAACGCUGACUCGCUGUACGUUAGUACGAUCGCCUGCGGUGACCCCGCUGGCACUGAUAACACAUCCGAGUUCGAGGGUCAGGUCGUGCGAACAGUGUGCUCAGGUCUCAACGGACUCAUCCCGCUCGAGGAGAUGCAGAACCGCAAGAUCGUCACAGUGUGCAACCUGAAGCCCGUCACCAUGCGUGGCAUUAAGUCCUGCGCUAUGGUGUUGGCCGCUUCCCCUAGAGUAACUGAGGGCGAGGACAGCCACAAGGGACCGGUUGAGCUUGUGAACCCCCCAGCGGACUCAAAAGCAGGCGACCGAGUGUUCUUCGAGGGUUGGGAGGGUGAGCCGGAGUCAGUGCUAAACCCCAAGAAGAAGGUCUGGGAGACGAUCCAGCCUGGUUUCACUACCACGGACUCGUUAGAGGUCGGCUUCAAUGUGGAGAAUGUACCACAGCUGUCAGGAGAGGGUGCAGACAAGAAGACUGGUGUCGCGAAGCUGAAGACUGCAGCAGGACUUUGCACGGUGACCACUCUCAAAGAUGCUACUGUGCGAUAA
Messenger RNA from Didymosphaeria variabile, 1560 nucleotides. RefSeq names its product G4 quadruplex nucleic acid binding protein (gene ARC1). The transcript is spliced from 2 exons. Bases 1 to 1560 code for a protein of 519 amino acids. The record is from RefSeq and is a predicted model, not a curated record. Gene Ontology annotation, cellular component: methionyl glutamyl tRNA synthetase complex. NCBI's taxonomy places the organism in Eukaryota, Fungi, Ascomycota, Dothideomycetes, Pleosporales, Didymosphaeriaceae. Gene Ontology annotation, molecular function: tRNA binding.